UACAAUGUACCGUGUACCUUCAGCAACCAUUGUUUGGACUCAAUGGUUUAGCAUUAAUCUUGGUAGAGUCAUCACGAUCGAUGAAAACAUCGCAAGUCUUUUGAUAUUUGCAAGUAUUAAGAGUUCACCGUUAAGCAUUAUGAGGGGUGCAUUGUAUGAAGAGAUCGCCAUGUCUCCAGUUAGUAUCUUGUUGUGUAUGAGCUUUUUUGGAUGUACUUUCGGUCUCUCUAUUGAAGAAGCUGCACUGUUUCAGAACGAUGGUACAGUCGGGCAAUAUCACGGACUCUCAGGAUUCGUCAAUAUCACUGACAACGGGGACACUUGGACACUAAUCAGUAAUGGCGUACCUGAUCAUGAUACAGGUGACUUCCCGAUUGCCGGUUCAAACCCUAAUGAGAUAUCCACUCAGACCCAUGAAUAUGAAAUUCCUAAAAAUCCAAAUAUUGCUUCUGAGGCCACAUGUCUGUCUAGGGGCGUGAUAGGAAUUGCAAAAAAUGGUGUCGCAAUUUUCAACCCAUUUACGAUACAAGGAUGUAAUGCGGUUGAGGGAAGUGGCGCGGAGGAAUUCGAUGAAUGUAAUGCCCACCCCGCUCCAAAUGGUGCGUACCAUUACCACAUGGUUCCGAACUGUAUAGUAGACGGCACGAACGAUCAGUUUAUCGGUGUUGCCCUUGACGGAUUUCCCAUCUAUGGACCACUGAACUCAGCCGGUCAAAACAUAACAUCUGCCGAUUUGGACGAAUGCCACGGAGAAACUGUGAACGGAGCCUAUCGCUACAGAGUGACCCACGAUUAUCCAUACUAUCUCGGUUGUUACAAGGGUGGGUAUGUUUCCAGUAUGGGUGGCCCUGCAAUGAUGCGCAAGAAGCGCCAGACCCCUCCACCAACGUGCUCAUUUGCAAACCAAGCCACAUUGGAGACUAGCCCGUGUUAUACUUCGGACGGAAACAAGGCACCUUUCAUUUUCCAAACUGGACUCAUCGCUACAGGUUUCCUCAUUAGCUUUUUCAAUAUCCAUUAA
Molecule: messenger RNA, 1021 nt
Organism: Owenia fusiformis
Lineage: Eukaryota; Metazoa; Annelida; Polychaeta; Sabellida; Oweniidae
Source: the annotation of a GenBank genome assembly